Messenger RNA from Drosophila hydei, 1351 nucleotides. RefSeq lists its product as uncharacterized. The coding region runs from base 167 to 1207 and encodes 346 amino acids. The transcript is spliced from 4 exons. Lineage: Eukaryota; Metazoa; Arthropoda; Insecta; Diptera; Drosophilidae. The record is from RefSeq and is a predicted model, not a curated record.
UCAUACGCCUUAGCUGUCCUUCAAGAGAAAAAGGCUUUUUUAUAGUUUUGAUUUAGUCGAUCGUGGUCUGUUGAACGGAGUGGACGUUCGCUUAUGCGUCAUUUUGAAGGGUAAACAAGUGUCAAUUAAAAGUGUGGAGUAAGUGUGAUUCCAGAGUUAAGUCGAAAUGUCGAACUUUGAAUAUUAUCUGCAAAGUAUUGCCGAUGAGAUACGUAAUCCCAACGACCCCAGCAAUUUGAACGAUUUUUAUGCCGUUAAGGAUUAUGUGUUGGACAUACUGCGCCUGCAGGACUCAUACUUUGGUCAAAUAUGCCAAAAUGAUAUAUUAUUUGGUAGUUUUGGCCAUAAAAUACGUAUCUACGAUGACGAUGAAAUGGAUGUUUUGAUGGAGCUACGCUUUCCGGCGUACAAUAGAAUCAAACGGGUGCUGGACAUUAAUCUGCCGGGCUUUACGUUUCUAGACUUUUCGCAGGCCUGCUUCGAUACUAUGAUAGACCGUUGCCUGGCCAACAAUAAGGCCCGGCUUCUGUGUCAGUCGAAGCUAAGGAGAUGGAUAAAUAAAAUUUUUACGAAUGCCUUGAACAACUAUGGUAAUGUGGUCCAAGGCGACUACGAGGACUACGAACUGAGCUACGUGUGGCGUGGAGAAACCUACACGAUCGAAGCGGUGUCACCCUGUCGCACCUCUUCCAUUGACUUUGUGCCGGCCGUAAAGUUUGUCGACUCAAAAGCUUUCUGUUGGCACGGAAUACCGAUGUUUUCGAGCAUUCCUGGCAAUAUGCAACAUUAUACAUUUAUGAUUAGCUAUUUCAAUUCAGAGAAAGGGCACUUGAAUUGUUGUGGGCAAACGUUGCGAGAUGUUUUGCGCCUGCUGCAGGCUUUACGAAAUUCCAAGAAAUUACUAAAGCUGCGCUGCACUCACUUUGUUAGCCUGGCCAUUUGGUUGGCCAGGCGUGUGGGCCACCAGACUAUAUUUCAUAUGUCAGUUAGUGAGCUCUUUUUGAUGCUGUUGUCCGACCUAUGUGAUGCCUUCUACGAUGGCCAUUUACGCUAUGUCUGGGACCCUGACAUGAAUCUCCUCAGCAACUUUAAGGCUAACCAGCUAUCCCAGUAUCAUGCCGAAUUAGUGCGUGCCUACAAUAUACUUUAUUCAUAUACGCAUCAGCCAACUCUAAGCUUUAAACGUUGCCUCAGCCACUUUACAUAGACAAAGCUAAAUAGGACAAAGCUUAUUUCGCGAUGAAAGAUUACAAUUUUUAUAUUGUAUAAUUUUUUAGUUUUGGUAUAAUCUCUGUUCGAUGUAUGUAAAUGUUUCUUUUAAUAAAAAAAUAAUUUUAGAUGUUGUUUUUAA